Molecule: messenger RNA, 738 nt
Organism: Didymodactylos carnosus
Lineage: Eukaryota; Metazoa; Rotifera; Eurotatoria; Philodinida; Philodinidae
Source: the annotation of a GenBank genome assembly
AUGACAUAUGCGAGUGUGUACGCUGAAGGCAAACUGAAAGAAAAGAAAUUCAAUUCGAUAAAUCAGUAUGAACCAAAUGGAAGAGCCGGUCUGUUUUUCUCAUCCACCGGUCAUCUUCAACGUGAAGUCAUAUUUAACACACUUGGAUGGCUACAAUCAUCAAUGCUUCAAUGUAUAAUGAUGUGGUUAUGGGCUAAUAAUAAAAUUCCGUAUUACACUAAUUUUUGGGCAUAUCCAGGCUACUCUGUGUUUCUAUUUCUACUUGUCACUUAUUGGCGUGAAUUUCAUUUCUAUUGGGUUCAUCGACUAAUGCAUCCCUGGUGGAAUAUUAAGUAUGGUUUGCGUGAUGGUGAUGUGGGUGCGUUUCUUUAUCGACAUGUUCACAGUCUUCAUCAUAAAAGUUAUAAUCCCGGUCCAUGGAGUGGUCUCUCAAUGCAUCCUGUUGAACAUUUUUUCUAUUAUUCAUGUGCCUAUUUUCCAUUAGUCCUAUCAUGUCAUCCAUUACAUUUUUUGUACGCGAAGUUUCAUGCUGAUAUCUCACCGAUUGCCGGUCACGAUGGAUACGCUGAUCCAGGUGGGGAUAGUAGUUUUCAUUAUUUACAUCAUGCUAAAUUUGAAUGUAAUUAUGGAACGGAAUUAAUCGAUUUUGAUCGUCUAUUUGGAAGUUAUAUGGAUCAUAAUCAAGUGAAAAAAACAGUAGCUGAUAAAACGACCAAGGCACGCAAAAAUAUAAAAUAA